AUGUGGUGGACGCUGCCCUUCCUCGUAUUCUUCGUUCUCCUCGCCCUCUUCCUCUUUCUCAUCUUCCAGCGGACCACUAGUACCACCUCCGGAGGCAUCGGAUCCUCGCCCGCCACCUCCUCCGCCCCCUUCGAAGCCAGCGUGGAGCGACCAGUCGAGGAGGAGGUGGAGGGAAAGAAGAACGAAGAGCCGACCAAGGCGCCUCCAGCGGCCGUGACGACUCCAGCCGCCGCCGAGGUCGCAUCUCCUUCUCCGGCGCAGAUGAAAGCGGAAACGCAGAAGAAGAAGAACCAAACCACCACCAAGACGUCGGUGACGAGAAGGAAGGAGCAGGUGGCCACGGGGCAAGUGCUGGUGGUGGGCGGUGUGGACGACCUGGUGGCCACCUAUGCCGCGAACGAGAAGGACGACCGGCAACGAGCAGCCAGCGAGGCAGCGGACCCCGUCGAGUCGGCGAGCUUGAGCGGAGCGGCACUGGUCGCGCGGCACCUCGUCGCAGCUGAUGGCGAGGCCACGGCGGAACGCAGAGGCGAUGGCAACGUGCUGGCUGCUUACCGUCACUGCCACGGCUCAGACGGGGAGAGGGAGCCGGUGGGGGUCUACUACUGCAAUGAAAAGGUGGACCCGGAGCACUGGGUCAAGUGCGUUGUCAACGCGUGGUCACUGCACCAUCUCCUGGGCGCAAGCAUUCCUCCGAUCAAGACGCUCGCAGCGCCAGUCGAGCCAUCACCGUGGGGCAUGGCCAUGUUCGAGGCCAUGUUUCCUGGCAUCACCUUUGUGGCGCCGCCCUCGGCCGGUAAAUGUGCGGUCGCCGACCUGAACUCGCUGCAGCUGUGGCGGACCGAAGAACCAGCCACACCCACUUUCCAUUCGGUCGACGCUGCGCUGGCGUUCAAGGAAUUGUUCUAUGAGCGCGUGACACUCCUGGUGCAGAAGCAAGCCACCAUUCUCAACGAAUUUGAUCUGGCUUACCUGCUCGCCGAAGUUACCCACAUGCCGAUCGCCAUAGUCGACUUGGACAAGCUGCCCGUGCUCGACCAGGUUCGUUUGAUGUCGAACACGGGCAUCUUGGUCGGCAUGCACGGAGCCGGCUUCGUCAAUGCGCUCUUCCUGCCGCGGGGCGCCGUGACCGUGGAGAUGUUCGCUGGCCGGUACUACAGCUCCGUGUACGGCCGCAGAACUGGCGUUACCCACAUGCCGAUCGCCAUAGUCGACUUGGACAAGCUGCCCGUGCUCGACCAGGUUCGUUUGAUGUCGAACACGGGCAUCUUGGUCGGCAUGCACGGAGCCGGCUUCGUCAAUGCGCUCUUCCUGCCGCGGGGCGCCGUGACCGUGGAGAUGUUCGCUGGCCGGUACUACAGCUCCGUGUACGGCCGGUACGCCGCGCCGGGCGGGGUCUCCGCCUAUUCCUACCACGAACCAGGGGUGAGCUCGGUCACAUCAUCACCCCAAGACCAAGCAGCAGAACUGGCGGUGUCGCUUGAGUCGUUCCGCGUGGUCAUGCAGAAGGCGGUACAGGCCUGGCGCGAUAACAACCAACUGUAUUACCAUCAAGUCGGCACGCCUGCUGCAUGA
This is a messenger RNA of Acanthamoeba castellanii str. Neff, 1575 nucleotides long. RefSeq lists its product as uncharacterized. NCBI's taxonomy places the organism in Eukaryota, Discosea, Longamoebia, Acanthamoebidae. The transcript is spliced from 12 exons. Bases 1 to 1575 code for a protein of 524 amino acids. The record is from RefSeq and is a predicted model, not a curated record. Gene Ontology annotation, molecular function: glycosyltransferase activity.